Molecule: messenger RNA, 3231 nt
Organism: Rattus rattus (black rat)
Lineage: Eukaryota; Metazoa; Chordata; Mammalia; Rodentia; Muridae
Gene: Tbc1d2
Product: TBC1 domain family member 2
Exons: 13
Coding region: 194-2965 (923 amino acids)
Source: RefSeq, a predicted model, not a curated record
GCGGGGCCUGCCGCCGGGGCUGGGUUUGCAGUCAAGUGUCCUAGGCACUCUCUCCACCGUCAGCGCGGGGCUCUCCGCCUUCUUCGGGGGGCUGGACAGCAUCGGCUCCGCCUAGCCAGGUGUCGUCGGUUCCCAGGUGCCCGCCGGACCUCCGGCAUUCCAGUGCCGCAGGCCUGUGCAGCGGCCAGCAGCGAUGGAGGACGCCCCCGAGCGCACUCCUUCCUCCGAGUCCAUACAGCCUCCGGGUCUGGCCAGGGAGCCCGAGGUGACAUCUCCCGGGGACUCAGAGGGCUGCGCCCGGCCUCUAGACCCGGCCCCUAAGAAACUCUGUGGGUAUUUAAGUAAGUUUGGCGGCAAAGGACCCAUCAAAGGCUGGAAAUGCCGCUGGUUCUUCUACGAUGAGAGGAAGUGCCACCUGUAUUAUUCGCGCACCGCUCAGGAUGCUAACCACUUGGACAGCAUCGAUCUCUCCAGUGCCACCUUUGACUGUAAGGCGGACGCUGAGGAGGAGGGCACUUUUGAAAUCAAGACUCCUAGCCGAGUUAUUACCCUCAAGGCUGCCACCAGGCAAGCGAUGCUCUACUGGCUACAGCAGCUGCAGAUGAAGCGCUGGGAGUUCCACAACAGCCCACCUGCACUUCCUGCCACCCCUGCUGCCGCCCUGACUGAGAAUGGGCCCACCCUGCACCUCAAGCUAGAACAAGAGGAGGAGUUGGAGGAGUUCCUGUGCCCUGUGAAAACGCCCCCUGGACUUGUGGGUACAGCAGCGGCCUUGCAGCCUGUCCCUGCCAUGCCCUCAGCCCUACAGAACAUCUCCCUCAAGCAUCUGGGAACCGAGAUACAGAACACCAUGUACAACAUCCGAGGCAACAAGCAGGCCCAAGCAACAGCCCAUGGGCCACCCGUGGAAGAGUCGUCACAGAGUGCAGAGCCUCAAAGAGGGGAGCAGCCCUUGAUCUCUGAUCCCAGCAUUCCAGAAAAGGACCCAGAGGAUCCUCCCAAGUCUGCACCCAGGCCCUGCGUGCCCUCGGGUCCCAUGCAGAAACCCAAGCGGCAAAGCAACACCUUCCCGUUCUUUUCCGACGGCCUGGCUCGGAGCCGCACAGCCCAGGAGAAGGUGGUGGCCUUGGAACAGCAGGUGCUGAUGCUCACCAAAGAGCUCAAGUCACAGAAGGAGCUGGUGAUAAUCCUACACAAGGCCCUGGAGGCUGCCCAGCAAGAGAAGCGAGCCUCCAGUGCGUACCUGGCAGCCACCGAGGACAGAGAUCGGCUGGAGCUGGUCCGGCACAAGGUGCGGCAGAUCGCGGAGCUGAACCAGAGGGUGGAGGCUCUGGAGCAGGACCGUGAGCGCCUGGUGCAUGAGGCUGGCCUGCGGGAGCAGCAGGUGCAGGCGCUUCAGCAGCACGUGCAGCUGCUCAUGGACAAGAACCAGGCCAAGCAGCAGGUCAUCUGCAAGCUCUCCCAGAAGCUCACGGAAGACCUUGCACAACCCCAGCCUGCUGAUGCUACCAAUGGUGACUUCCUGAGCCAGCAGGAGAGGUUGGAGCAUCUGAAGGAUGACAUGGAGGCAUAUCGGACUCAGAACCGCUUCCUCAACUCUGAGAUCCACCAGGUCACCAAGAUCUGGAGGAAGGUGGCCGAGAAGGAGAAAGCCCUGCUGACCAAGUGCGCCUACCUCCAAGCCAGGAACUGCCAGGUAGAAAGCAAGUACCUGGCCGGACUUCGAAGGCUGCAGGAGGUGGCAGGGGCUGAGCCUGGCGACUUCCCUGAGCUGCUGCAGCAGCUGGUCCAGGAGGCACUGCAGUGGGAAGCAGGAGAGGCUUCCGACAGCGUGGGGCUGAGCCCUGUCAGCGAGUAUGAUGAUUACGGCUUCCUGACAGUGCCAGACUACGAGGUGGAAGACCUGAAACUACUAGCCAAGAUCCAGGCCUUGGAGGUGCGCUCCCACCACCUGCUGGCCCUCGAGGCCGUGGAGAGGCCACUGCGGGACCGCUGGGCUACUCUGACCGAGCUCAUGCCCUCAGCUGAACUCAAGCAGCUGCUACGGGCAGGUGUGCCCCGAGAGCACCGCCCACGGGUCUGGAGGUGGCUGGUCCACCGCCGUGUCCAGCACCUGCACUCCUUAGGCUGCUACCAGGAGCUUCUGGCCCGGGGCCGGGCAUGUGAGCACCCUGCUGCUCGUCAGAUCGAGCUGGACCUCAACAGGACCUUCCCCACCAACAAGCACUUCACCUGCCCUACCUCCAGCUUCCCCGACAAGCUCCGCCGUGUGCUCCUGGCCUUCUCCUGGCAGAACCCCACCAUUGGCUACUGCCAAGGCCUGAACAGGCUGGCGGCCAUCGCCCUGUUGGUCCUAGAGGAUGAGGAGAGUGCCUUCUGGUGCCUGGUGGCCAUUGUGGAGACCAUACUGCCGGCUGAGUACUACAGCAAGACACUGACUGCAUCCCAGGUGGACCAGCGGGUGCUCCAGGACCUCCUCUCAGAGAAGCUGCCCCGACUGACUGCGCACCUGGGACAGCGCCAUGUAGACCUCUCUCUCAUCACGUUCAACUGGUUCCUAGUGAUCUUUGCCGACUCUCUCAUCAGUGACAUCCUCCUGAGAGUCUGGGAUGCCUUCCUAUACGAAGGGACCAAGGUGGUGUUCCGAUAUGCUCUGGCCAUCUUCAAGUACAACGAGGAAGCGAUCCUUCGACUCCAGGACAGCCUGGAGAUCUACCAGUACCUGCGCUUCUUCACCAAGACCAUCUGCGACAGCCGGAAGCUCACAAGCAUUGCCUUCAAUGAUAUGAACCCCUUUCCCAUGAAGCAACUGCGGCAGCUGCGGGCAGCCCACCAAGAGCGACUAGAGGCUGAGCUGCGGGAGCUGGAACUGCUGAAGGCUGAGUACUUGGAGAGAAGGGCAUCCAGGGGCAGAGCGGUGCCUGAGGGCUGCGUCAGCGAGGACGAAGGAGAAGGCGACAGCUGACCCACCACCCUGUUCCCCAAAGCCUUGCUUACCACUGCUGUCAGGAAGAUAGAAUUCAGUAAUGGGCCAGAGGUGUGUGUGACCCCGGACAAGGCCUUGUCCUCUCCCAGCAUUAGCCUGUAUCACAGCCCCACAGAGCACUUUAACACACAGGAAGGAGGCAGGGAUACACUCUGGGUCACCCGGAACCGUCUCCGAGGCACCGCCGUCUCAGUUUGGCUUGGAUUUCAUCUUCUGACCAGGCCUCCUGGGACUCAGGCUGACCC